Hibiscus syriacus is the source of this 426-nucleotide messenger RNA. RefSeq lists its product as uncharacterized. NCBI's taxonomy places the organism in Eukaryota, Viridiplantae, Streptophyta, Magnoliopsida, Malvales, Malvaceae. The record is from RefSeq and is a predicted model, not a curated record. The transcript has 3 exons. Bases 1 to 426 code for a protein of 141 amino acids.
AUGGAGACAAAUGUUAUAUCUUUACAUAAGAGUUUGAAGUAUACACUUACUCAGAAUGAGCUAAAUCUGAGGCUGUGUCGCUGGUUCGAGCUUCUGAAGGACUAUGAUUGUGAGAUCGAGUAUUAUCCGGGCAAGGCCAAUGUGGUGGCUGAUGCCUUAAGCUGUCCAGUAGGUAUCGAUUUCGGAUUAUAUUUUGAUCAGGAUGGUAUUAUGUGUUUCCAUAGUCGUUACUGUAUUCCUAAAGAUAGUGAGUUGAGACAAACUAUUCUUCAGGAGGCCUAUGGUAUUCCAUAUGCUAUGCAUCCUCGUGCGGGUAAGAUGUACAAGAAUCUCAAGGAGCGUUAUUAUUGGUGGAAAUGGGAGUGCAUUACAAUGGAUUUUGAGACUAGGUUACCUCUGACUCCUUCUAAAAAGGAUUAUGUCUAA